GAAUAUUCUGCAACGCCACUGCAACUGAUUGUCUCUCUGCACCCUGCCAGAAUGCAGCUACCUGUGUGGACAACAUGAACGACUACGCCUGUAUCUGUGCCAAAGACGGUGUUCGAUACAUGGGCAAACACUGCGACGAACUGUAUGACGCCUGCUCCUUUGCUCCAUGUGGAGACUGCUCCAGCACCCCUGGGGAAACAGAGUAUUACUGCAUCUGCCCGGACGGUAUGGCAGGUGAUAACUGCACAGAAGAGGUGGACGAGUGUGAGAGUAACCCCUGCUCUGAGCCCCGAACCCUGUGUGUGGACCAGCUGAACGGAUACUUCUGCAGAUGUUCUGAAGGCUUCGGAGGACAGGACUGCGGGACACACGUGACCGACUGCAUCGAUGAACCCUGCAGGAACAACGGCACGUGUUUGUUGAGACGAGAGGGCUUUGAGUGCCACUGUGCACCGGGGUUCGAGGGGAAGACGUGUGAGGAAGAUGUGAACGAGUGUUUGUCCGAGCCCUGUCAGAACGGAGCCAUAUGUUUGGACGGAGAGGCGGAGUUUCACUGCUUCUGUGUGCCCGGGUUCCAGGGAUGCAACUGUGAGAUCGACAUCAAUGAGUGUGCGUCACGACCCUGCGAGAACAACGGCACCUGCAUCAACGAGAAGGACCACUACGAGUGUGAGUGCCUGGAGGGAUUCGCAGGAGUGAACUGUGAGACGGAGAUAGAUGAGUGUGAGUCCGACCCCUGCCACAACGGAGCCACGUGCCUCGACCUGAUCUCCGUUUACUCCUGCCAGUGUCUGCCCGGAUUCACUGGCAUCGACUGUGAGGUGGACGUGGACGAGUGCUUCAGCGAGCCGUGCCUCAACGGAGCGGUGUGUCAGGACAUGGUGAACAGCUAUGAGUGUGACUGCAGUGAUACAGGUUUCCAGGGAGACUUCUGUGAGCUGGACAUCCCAGAAUGUGCCUCUGAUCCCUGUCAGCACGGAGCCACAUGCUCAGAGGGAGUCAGAGAAUACACCUGCCUCUGCUGGCCAGGUUAUGAGGGACCAAACUGUGAGGUGGAUAUCGAUGAGUGUGCUGAGCAGCCGUGUGAAAACGCUGGGGAGUGUUUCGAGCGCUCCGACCCGUCUCACUGGGAUCUGGAUUGGGAUCUGAGCUUUGCAGACGCAGCUGGAUACAUCUGCCAGUGCCAGCAAGGGUUCGCAGGAGAGAACUGCUCCGUAAACAUCGAUGAAUGUGAGUCUGAGCCGUGCCAGAACGGAGGCACCUGUGAGGAUCAGAUCAACGGAUACACCUGUACCUGCGCUCAGGGAUUUCUAGGUGAGCACUGUGAGGUGGAUAUUGAUGAGUGUGAGAGCCAGCCUUGUCAAAAUGGAGGCUGGUGUGAAGACGGCCGUGCCUCCUACACCUGCCACUGUCCUGAAGAAGAGCCGGGAGAACUUCCCUGGGGAGGAGACCUCUGUGAUGUGAAACUCUACGGCUGUGUGGACCACGAAUGCCAAAAUGGAGCAACCUGCCACCCCUGGUUAUCGGAGGAGAACCACGGCCACACCUGCCUCUGCCCUCACGGUUUCUACGAUGAGCAAUGCUCCACCAGAACAACCUUCUCCUUCUCCACCCCUGGGUUUGUCCUCAUCCAGGUCGAUCUGGAGGAGAGGACACGAAGGGAAGUUGAACACCAGAUCCAUCGGGGUCUCGGGGUCCAACUACGCUUCAGGACAACUAUUCCCAACAUGCUGCUUUUCUACAGAGGAGACAUGGACAACCACCUCAUUCUGGAGAUCGUGAAUGGCGGUCUUCACGCUAAAGCCUUCUCUGAGGAGUCUGAGCUGGAUGUGAGGUUUCCUGGUCUGGUCAGUGAUGGAGGAUGGAGGGACGCUCAUGUGUUUGUAGAUGACGGAGGAUUGGUUUUGAUCGUUAGGGGUCCAGGAUGUGACAGAGACGGGUGCAGAGUGACGGACGGAGGUGCUGAUGAACCGCCUUUCCAGCCCUCUGAAGCCUUCUCUCAGAUUUAUAUAGGAGGAGCACCAGAGGAGCUUUUAGAGGUUUCUGUGAGCGGAGCAGGGUUUAUUGGAUGCAUGGAGGACUUGAUGAUCGACUCUAAACCCAUUCUGCCUCAAACUCUUCCUGAAGACCAGGUUCAUGAGCUGGGCUGCAGUAAAACUGAAUGGUGUAAGCCGGACCCCUGCAGUGGAAACGGCCGCUGUGUGGAUCUGUGGAUCAGCUUUCAAUGUGACUGCUACCGGCCGUACCACAGUGACAGCUGCUCUGAAGAGUUCCCUUCAUGGACGUACAGCCACGAGGACACGAAGAGCUUCAGUGUGUACGACGUGGGGAAAAGCCACGAGAGCAGCUUCAACGUUUCCUUCUUCCUGAGGUCCUUACAGCCGGACGGACUGCUGUUCCAGCUGAGGAAACAAUCAGUGGGGCGGGAAGAGGAGGGAGAGGUCUAUUUCUCCGUCUACCUGGGCAUGGGGAGGCUGUUUGUCAGCUCUCUGCCUAACAGUGCCCCUCUGACAGCCCCCAUAUUCGUGACGACUGGCGAAAAACAGCUCCUUCAGGUGGAGGUGCAGCACAAACAGGUGAUUCUUGAGCACUUAGGCCUGCGUUAUGGGAUAGGAGAGAUCCCCGAAGUGACUGUGAACAGUGGAGAUCAGGCCUUUGUGGGGGGGCUUCCAGCUGAGUGGGACUCUGAAGGUUGGGGGGGGAAUUAUAAAGGAUGCCUGCAGGACCUCAGGCUGGACUCGGUGCAUCUGGAUGUGGACGCGUGGAACAGCUCUGAAGACGAGGAGGUGUAUCUGCCGAGCGACGCUGAACAUAUAAAGGAGGGCUGCGUCAGUGACGACACCUGCAGGACGAAGCCUUGUCAGAAUGGAGGAAGGUGCACCAUCACCUUCAACGACUUCACCUGCUCCUGUGCGGAGGAAUACACCGGAAAGACCUGCGAGACGCGGGUGUGGUGCGUCAGCAACCCCUGCGUCAACGGGGGACACUGUGUGGACCUGCCUGACGGAUACGAGUGUGUGUUCAACGCCACGUUUGAGAACAACCCUGUGCAGUUCAGCGCUGGCGGCUCCCUCUCUGAUCCCGUCUCUAACGUCUACCUGGAGCUGAGGAGCCGCUCUGAGAACGCUGUGAUCCUUCGUGCCUCGUGGGGCUCAGACCUGCUGCUCGUGGGCCUCGUGGACUCCUCCGUGCGGGUAGAGAUCCACACGAGGAACAACGUGGAGUCGCUGGCCUUCACGGGAGUUCGUCGAGUGGCAGACGGCAGCUGGCAUCGCGUGAACAUCUCCAUGGCUGAGAAGCGGCGGAAAGCCUCUCCUUGGAUCAUCACCGUGGACGGGAUCACGGACGCCAGCAGCUUCCCUCAGAGGACAGGAAGUAUCCGCUUUCUCAACGAAAAGGCCUCAACGUUGGCCAUCGCUGAGAGUUUCACCGGCUGUUUGGGAGCAGUGAGGGUCGGAGGGGUCUAUCUCCCUUUCGUGGACGACUAUAAAGCCCCCCAGGUGUCUCAGUUCCACUCAGUUGGGAAACCAAAGAUCGGAUUGGGUUGUAGGAGCGAACCGGUGUGUGAUUCGGACCCUUGUGUGAACGGAGCCACGUGCGAAGACCUGUUCAAUAAGUUUGGCUGUGUGUGUGACCCUGGUUGGGAGGGGGAUCGGUGUGAGAGAGACACUGAUGACUGUGCGUCUCAGCCCUGUGUUCACGGCAGCUGUCGGGACCACUUGGCUGGGUUUGAGUGCCGGUGCCACCCUGGAUAUGCCGGCACUCUGUGUGACGAGGAUCUGAACGAGUGUGAGCUUCAUCCCUGCGAACAUGGAGGCACGUGUCAGGACGGACCCAACAUGUUCACCUGUGUGUGUCCAAAGGGAUACAGCGGGCCCCUGUGCCAGUGGAACUACCCUCCGAUACAGUGUGUUGAAGACGUGCUCUGUGAGAACGAUGGCGUCUGCAGUGAUGGACUGUGGGGAGCAAACUGCACCUGUGUGCCCGGAUUCACAGGAAGCAGGUGUGAGUCGGAGAUCGAUGAGUGUGUGUCCAACCCGUGUCGAAAUGGAGGUUCCUGUUUGGAUCGAUUCAACAUGUUUGUGUGUGAAUGCCAGCCUGGCUACAGCGGUCCAAUCUGUGACACUAACAAACAAUUUCAGAAACAGGUGAUCCCGUGGCUGAUGGUGGCCCUGCCGCUGCUCUGCUUCUGCGUUCUCAUCCUGGUCAUCGGCCUGACCUUCAUGGUGCUCACGGCCAGGAAGAAGCGCCAGUCGGAGGGCGCGUACAGCCCCAGCACUCAGGAGGUGGCUGGAGCUCGGCUGGAGAUGGACAGCAUGCUCAAAGUGCCCCCGGAGGAAAGACUCAUCUGAAGGGGCGUUACAUCUGAUCUGAGCUCUGCAGGCAGGUGCACAGGACACACAAUGAAACACUGAACAGGUGGUGAUCCAGGCUCAUUCACUCACUGAAAUGUGUUCAGCACUUAGCUCAUUUAUCGUAAAACUCUACACUGUAGUCGUUUUAUAGAUCCAACUAGUGCAUAGAGGAGGGCUUUCUUUUAAGAGUCAUGGCACAGUGAAGCAUGGACUGUGGAAAAUGGCUUCUGGUGUUAGAGGAGUAUCCAGAACAGUAGAGCUGCUGGUCCUCUGAUGGCCACUAGAUGAUGCCGGUAAGAACACUUGGAGUGAAAAUUAGUGAUGGGAAUUACGGCUCUUCUUAUGGCUCCAUUCCUUUCCGAGAGCCGUUCAAAAGAGCCGUUUUUCUUUUUAAGGGGGCGGCGUUAAUAGGUUUAUCUGCGAAAUAACCACCAGGAUAAUGAUUGACUGUAUUGCCAGAAAUCUACUUUUACUCACAGAAAAAUGUUUAACUUGCUAGAUCUCUCGGCCAGCCAAACUACUACUCAAGCAACACGCGUUAUGCCAUCAUCAUCUACGGAAAAUGUGCAUUCAGGAAAGCGAGUUCCCGUAAAGGCGAGUGGAUUUAUGGCAGGCAGUGAACCAACGAUAAAAAGAACGGCUCUCAUCAAGUACGACUCGGUUCCCUUAGUUCGUUCAAAAGAAUCGGAUCAUUCGCCAACGUAAUAUCACUAGGCUGAAGGUUGUUCCAACUGAUCUGAGCACUGCAGGCAGGUGCACAGAACACAAAAGGAAACUCUGAAACAGUGGUGAUCCAGGCUCAUUCAGGCUCAGUCUUUUAUCUAUGGCAGGGAACUUCACCUGUUUUAUAGAUCUAACUUUGUGCCGCAAGUAAAUACCGCUAGUGAAUUGUCAAGGGGGGGGGGGGGGGGGGGUGCUCGUGACUUAACCGACCGGCCCCAUGCUUGCCAACCCAUUUUCGCGGGAGACUCCCGAUUUCAUUGCCCUCUCCCGGUUUCCUCCCAGGGUCAUAUUUCUCCCGCAUUUCUCCCGAUUUCUAACAAAAUCAGAUUUACUCAGGACUGUUUCCA
Messenger RNA from Gymnodraco acuticeps, 5425 nucleotides. RefSeq names its product crumbs cell polarity complex component 2a (gene crb2a). The record is from RefSeq and is a predicted model, not a curated record. Gene Ontology annotation, cellular component: protein-containing complex; plasma membrane. Gene Ontology annotation, molecular function: calcium ion binding. NCBI's taxonomy places the organism in Eukaryota, Metazoa, Chordata, Actinopteri, Perciformes, Bathydraconidae. Gene Ontology annotation, biological process: heterophilic cell-cell adhesion; establishment or maintenance of epithelial cell apical/basal polarity.